This is a messenger RNA of Poecilia latipinna (sailfin molly), 2532 nucleotides long. RefSeq names its product alpha-protein kinase 3. Gene Ontology annotation, molecular function: ATP binding; protein serine/threonine kinase activity. Gene Ontology annotation, biological process: cardiac muscle cell development; protein phosphorylation. Lineage: Eukaryota; Metazoa; Chordata; Actinopteri; Cyprinodontiformes; Poeciliidae. Gene Ontology annotation, cellular component: nucleus. The transcript is spliced from 9 exons. The coding region runs from base 10 to 1905 and encodes 631 amino acids. The record is from RefSeq and is a predicted model, not a curated record.
GAUCCCAAUAUGGCAACAUCAGUUUCACAAAAACAGCUCAACGACAAAUUAGAAAGAGUUUCUGAGCAAUACAAAAUGGAGAAACCUAUAGAUAAUUCUUUUCAGACCUUGCAAGCAUAUCAUCAGUCUGAACAUGAAUUUAGUUUAACUAGGCAAGUAAAGGAUAUUCUUCCUACAGGGCAGGAGAGCUUAGUGGUUAAAGACGGUAUGAGACCUGACCCGUUUAACAUUUUAACUCCAGAGUUCACACCACUGUUGAAGAAGAUUGAUUUUAUUUCACCGAUUCCCUCUGCUACUCCACAAGAGCUGGCCUCUGGGGCACGUCGCAAAAUCCCAACAUCGAAUGCAAAAACAGAGGAGGCUCAAGAGUCAACAUCACCCACUAAUGGCCAAACUCAGAAAAGAGAGACGCCUGGUCAGAGCAGCAAGCUCCCAGCAAGCUCUGUGUCUCCAAGCCUGUCACAACGGUCGCCGUUACUGCGCCCCGCAGAAGAGCAAACAUCUGUGGAAGAAAGGCAAUCUCCACUUUUGACCAGAAGGAAGAUGGCUUCUGAAACUCAAAUACAAACCCAACUGUGUACUGAGAAGAUCCCCACCGAGGGCAAACCUACAGAGAAGGAUAAACAUAACCCAUUCAAAGCUCCUCAGGUUAUCCGUAAGAUCAGGGCUGAAGUCUUUGCAGAUGGCUCUGGACACUUGAAACUGUGGUGCCAGUUCUUCAAUGUUCUUAGCGACUCAAACGUCAAGUGGUACAAGGAUGAGGAGGAGAUUGCACAGGUUAAAAAAAUUGCAGGGGACGAGACCCAGGUCAACCUGGCCAUUGUUCAGGCAUCGUGUAAAGACUCAGGAGUUUACGGAUGCUCAAUAACCAAUGAAUAUGGUUCUGACACCACAGACUUUCUACUUAGCGCUGAUAUUUUGGCUGGAAUGUCUCUGCGUGAGGACCUUGGUGUUGGCGAGGAAAUUGAAAUGACCCCCCUCAUAUUCAACAAGGGACUGGCGGAUUCAGGCAUCUGGGGCAACAAAUUCUUUGGACGUAUAAUAAUGACGGAGUCACAAGUUGGAGCUAGCUGUUCCAGUAAAAUCUGGAGAGCUAAAGUCAUUUACGGCCUUGAGCCUGUUUUUGAGUCUGGUAACACAUGCAUAAUUAAAACACGCAGCCCUAUCACCUAUGCAGGCAAGGAGGAAAGCUCGCUCAUAGAAAGGAACCAGCACAUCAUGAAACAGGAGUGUAGAAAUCAGAACUUGGCACGGGAAUACUGCAAAAUCUUCAGUGCGGAGGCGAGGGUCAUAGAAAACUUUGGACCCCCUCUGGAGAUAAGUCCAGUGUACUUGAUGUACAGACCAGCAAACCCAGUCCCCUAUGCCACAGUGGAAACUGAUCUGCUUGGAGUCUAUAAGAAAUACUCUGUCCUGGAUGAUACGGGGAGAAUAAACGUCAAGACCGGUUCUGAAGUAGAGCAGAAGUGCUGUGCAUUGCAGCACUGGAUUUUUCAGUGGACUUCUGGCAAUUUGCUUCUCACUCGCCUGGAAGGUGUUGACACCAAGAUCACCAAUGUCGGUGUUUCAGUCAAAUCAACAGGGCACCAGGGUUUAUCCGUUGAAGGAAAUCCCGAGGUUUUUGAUCAGUUUGUCCUGCAGCACAAGUGCAACUACUUCUGCGGCCUGCUUGGGCUGAGGUCUUUGAAGGUCAUGGACUCUUUAAGCACCCCAACAAAGCCAAAAGGCUCCAAAAGCCCUUUACUGCAGCGCAAAAAGGCUGUGCCCUCUUCCAGCCCUCAAACCAGCAGAAAAGCUGCUGUUAGCCCCAGGAUGCCCAGGAAGGCUGAACCUGAAGGCAACAAGAGUUCUUCGACUCAAAAAGAUUCUGAAGCUCCCAAGGUAGUGAAAGUAGUGCAGACCUGACAGAGCAGUAUCUUCCCAGAGAUCUUACGUUACAACUAGUACCACUUCACAAAUCCCCACAAGGAAGUUAGAAUAGUUUUAAUAAUUACAUGCAAUAAUAUUUAAUUUUACCAUGUACCAUUCCUUGCCCUAUGAUACUUGCUGUGGAGAAUAUUUGUUAUAUGCUGCAUUUUAUAUUUUUAAUUCAGUUAUUUAAGAAGAAGUGUAGUCCUUUAUGAAUUUGUUGUUUUGUUAGUUAAACACCAGAUUGUAGAAGUCUAACUCAGGUCAGUAUCUCUACUACAAAAGUGUAAAAUGAAUCAAACUGAAGCUGUGUUACAUGUUACACGUUCAUGACUGUUACUGACAGCUUAAGAAGUAAAAAUAUAAAUAUGUAUAGCCUACAGAGCAUUAGCAAGCAUAUGAAGCAGACCUGGAGUCAACCAUUUUUUUCUUAUAAAAAUUUAAGCGUAUUCAGCUUUAGAUGGUACUGUUUUACAAAAUCAGGCGACGUGAUUAUUGGGUUUUAUUUUGCAAGCUGAGAUGUUUUCUUGCUACUCUACUUUGCACUUUGUAUUUUUAAGAACUGACUCUUGAAUGUAACACACUAUGCAAUAAAAUAUAUGAUGAAAUCCAUUUGCUUAGAGA